UGGGGUCCUCGCUCCACUACUCCGCCACCCCCGUUCGACGGCAUCACUACUACAGACUCUAAUUAUCUGUCCCUGUCCCUUUAAUAACCUCGUCGUCUUUUACCCUGAGACUCGAAUCUACAGCGCCCCGACAUGCGGUAACAUCUUCCCAUAACACAGCAACCACGUCCUAGUCGCCUGCAUGGCUCUCUUUCGCCGGAGGCAGCUCAUCACAGUCUGUCUCCUGCUCGUCUUCCUCCACCUAUGGCUCGGUCGCCCCUUUCUCCAGGCCUCGAAGCCGAAGUACGAUGAGGCGUAUAUCCGACAGAAAUACCCUCUUGCGUGGGAACAUAUAUGGAAAAACAGCAACAGUGGGAAAGGAGGAGUAUGGUAUAUUCCCGACGAAUGGCGAAAAGACUCCGAUCCGCCAACUACCACCAUACUCGAAGCCGCGCGGCUGGCGUCCAAGCGCGCUACCGAACUCAAGCACACGAUCCCUCACUCCAAAAUUCCCUUGAUAGUACACCAGACAUGGAUGAAUACGAAGAUUGAUGAGUGGGCGCCAGACCUUGUGCUGGGCGUGGAGCGCUGGCUCGAAUACGCAAAGGCUGAGGGCAGUGGGAGCAUGGCGUACUUCCUCUGGCUGGACGAUGGUUGCGACCAACUUUUUGCAGAUGCGACGCCGGACCUCGUGGAUACCCUGAAUGCACUACCAUUACCAGUCGAGAGAUCAGACGUCUUCAGAGUUGUGGUCGCAAACAGCAUUGGCGGAAUCUACGGCGACAUCGACACCCACCCCAUCCGCUCCCCCGCCACCUGGCUCGAAGACCGCGACAUGACCCCCUGGACCGACCCGCAGUCCAACACCGAAUACAGCCCCGCCUCCGGGCACUCCUCUAAAUCCACCCCCCAACUCGCCCGCCUUCUCCUCGGCAUCGAAGCCGACAACGACCCCAACACCGACACCCACUGGCGCAUGGGCUACUUCUUCCCUAUCCAGCUCACGCAGUGGGCGCUGGCUGCUGCGCCGAACCACCCGGUGCUCAAUCGCUUCCUGGCGAAUUUCAAGACCCGCGUCGCGCAGCUGGCGACGCCGUUUGGGGGGAACUUGACAGCGACGGCGGAGGCGGGGGUUUUGGCCAGGGAGGACCCGUUAAAACUUACGGGGCCAGAGGCGAUUACGACGGCGGCGAUGGUGCAGUUGGAGGAUGAUGCGGGGUUGAGGUGGGAGGCACUCACGGGGCUGAAGGAUGGAGGAAGAAGUAAGGCUGUUGGGGAUACGAUUAUUUUCCCGAUUACGGGGUUUAGUCCCGGCCGCUCGUCUUACGGCAAUAUGGGCUCGAAGCCCUUGACGGAUCCGGAUGCGCGAUUACAGCAUCGUGCGCAGGGAAGCUGGCGCAAGAAGGAUAUGACGGUUGAGAUGGGGAAGCUGUGUAGGACGGUGCUUGGGAUGUGUCGUGAUUGGUCUAAGGUGCCUCAGUAAUAGAAGCGCCAGGCAGCUGCAUUUGUAUUGUAUUGAUAGCGGUUAUGAGGCAUGAAAUAGACGCCGCAUAGAGUCGGUGUACUUGUAUUAUAAAGAACCAUGAGCAUUAUUAAUCAUUCAAAUCGCCUUUUUGCAGGAG
Molecule: messenger RNA, 1601 nt
Organism: Pseudogymnoascus verrucosus
Lineage: Eukaryota; Fungi; Ascomycota; Leotiomycetes; Thelebolales; Thelebolaceae
Exons: 4
Coding region: 182-1462 (426 amino acids)
Biological process (GO): protein N-linked glycosylation
Cellular component (GO): mannan polymerase complex
Molecular function (GO): alpha-1,6-mannosyltransferase activity
Source: RefSeq, a predicted model, not a curated record